This is a messenger RNA of Tilletiopsis washingtonensis, 747 nucleotides long. RefSeq names its product WD40 repeat-like protein. The annotation marks the transcript as partial. The record is from RefSeq and is a predicted model, not a curated record. The transcript is spliced from 4 exons. Gene Ontology annotation, molecular function: protein binding. Lineage: Eukaryota; Fungi; Basidiomycota; Exobasidiomycetes; Entylomatales.
CUGCAGACAUUGGCAGGCCACCGCGGUCCCAUUACCUCUCUCGACUUUUCGGAGCCCUACGGCGCCCUCGUGUCGUCGUCUGGCGAAGAGGCGUCUCCUCUCGUCUGGGAUCUCUCCUCGGGCACGCAAGUGGGCCGUCUGCGCGGCCACACGGCCGGCGUGCGUGCGCUGCAGGUCGAGGAGGAACUCUGCAUUACCGGCUCGCAGGACGCCACGGUGCGCCUGUGGGACCUGCGCCGCGUCGAGGAUUGGGAGACGCGCCUGGAGAUGAAGAAUGGAGAGGAAGAGGAGCAGGAGCCGCACGUGCGCCUGGCCGCCUCCGCCGACGCCGCGGCAAAGGACAAGGAAGAGUGGAAUCCGAUGCUGCGCAAGCUCGAGGGCCACACAAAGGCGGUGACGAGUCUCUAUUUCGACGAGGGCUGUCUGAUCACUGGCGCCUCGGACAAGACGCUGCGUCAAUGGGACCUCAACACUGGCCAGUGCGUGCUGACGAUGGACAUUCUCUGGGCCGCCUCUGGCGCCGAGGCGGCGCUGCACUCCUGGGAGAUGUACACCGACUUUGUGGGCGCCGUGCAGUUCUGGGGCUACGCUCUUGCCAGUGCCAGUGGAGAUGGAGCGGUGCGCAUGUGGGACAUGCGCACGGGACAAGCGCACCGCACGCUCUUGGGACACACAGCGCCCGUCACCUGUCUGCAGUUCGACGAGACGCACGUCGUCUCGGGCAGUCUGGACAAGUCGAUUCGCGUG